Vicia villosa (hairy vetch) is the source of this 1991-nucleotide messenger RNA. RefSeq lists its product as uncharacterized. The record is from RefSeq and is a predicted model, not a curated record. The transcript is spliced from 10 exons. Gene Ontology annotation, molecular function: DNA binding. NCBI's taxonomy places the organism in Eukaryota, Viridiplantae, Streptophyta, Magnoliopsida, Fabales, Fabaceae. Gene Ontology annotation, biological process: DNA recombination; DNA repair; DNA replication. Bases 227 to 1489 code for a protein of 420 amino acids. Gene Ontology annotation, cellular component: nucleus.
AUAACCAAACGUGAUAAGAAAAUUUGUUAUUUUUUAUUUUUUAAAUUUGUUGCAUCUUGGAAUACCAAAGGUCAUAAGCAAAUAGCAUGCUCAUUCAAUACAGCAGUUCGGCGCCGUUCCCCUAAUAAACUCUUCCUAAACCCUAUCUUUAUUCUCAAACCAAUUUCUCUUCUCCCAAUUUAUUUUGUAAAAUGGAAUCGUUUCUACAAUUUUCCAGGUUGUUGCAAUGGCUACCGUAAGAAAUGAUUUUGUUAAGGAAAUCAAUCCCUCUAAGGAAUCUUGGGACGUUGUUGUUCAGGUGAUUCGCUUAUGGUUUGUACCAGAUAUGAACUCGAAAGAAAAGUUUUUUGCGAUGGAGAUGGUUCUAAUGGAUGAGAAGGGUGACAAGAUUCAAGCUUCAGUUAGAAAAGCUCUGCUAUCUCGAUUUGAAAAUAAGAUACGUGAGGGAACGGUGUAUAAUUUCAAAUCUUUUGGUGUCGCUGCUAAUACCGGAGGAUAUAGGACCACAAAACAUCAAUUCAAGCUGAAUUUGCAGAAUGGCACGGUGGUUACAGAGGCUGGAGCUGGACAUAUAACAAUGUCCCCUUACUCAAUUGUAUCUUUCCCAGAGAUUGUUGGGAAAAUAGACAUGGACUACUUGAUUGAUGUUGUGGGAAUUCUGGCUUCGGUUGGACGUGAAAGAGUCUAUGAGAGGAAUCGUGUAACUACUAAGUAUAAGGUUAUUGAGUUAGAGUCCAAUGGUAUGAAGCUUGAAUGCACACUUUUUGGGCCAUAUGUUGCCGAGCUUGAUGCAUACCUCCAAUCAGGCAACCCGGAAAAUGUUGUUGUGCUUGCACAGUAUUUGAAAGUCAAAAUGUAUAAUGGAAAAAUUCAGUUGCAGAAUGCAAUGAAUUGUACCAAACUAAUGUUCAACCCAGAAAUUCCUGAAGCAAAUAGUUUCAAACUCAACGAUAACAUUGGAUCACCCACUCAACCAUUCAGUUAUAUGAAGGAUUCUUCUAAUUUGAGUUUAGAAGAAGAGUUCUUAAAUUUGAGUCAGCGGAAGACAAUUGAGGAACUAAAAGACUGUCAAAAUGAAAUGGUUUGUGUUGUUUUAGGCACAAUCAAACAUGUUAUUGGUGGGAAUGAUUGGUGGUAUGCUGCACAUGCCUGCAACAGGGGAGUUGUUGCAGAUUCCAAAAGGUUAUUCUGCCCUAAAUGCAAUAAGCAUGUUUGGACCAUUGUGCCAAGGUACCGUGUCAAACUUAGAGUGAUUGAUGAAACCGACUCUGCUACUUUCGUGCUUUUUGAUCGUGAUUGUUGUUUGCUGACAAAUAAGACAUGUUCUGAUUUGAUUGAGGAAAUGGAUCGUGAACUUGAGCCACCCAUUGUGCCUAAAGUCAUUGGUGAUUUGGUUGAACAAACUUUUCUUUUUAAGAUAGAUGUAAAGAAUGAUGUGAAUUCAAACUUUGAGCAGUCAUUUCGCGUCAAAAAAGUUUGUGCCGACUAAGAUAUUGUCACUAAGUUCAAAUCUGUUGUUAAGAAUUCUGCGGGUUUUGAAGAUGAUUUGGCCGAUGGUGUUGUUCAGAGUGAGAUGGCUUCUAUUGUUGUACAGGAUUUGAAUUCCAAAUUUGAAAACGUUGUUGCUGAGGAGAAAUGUGAAGAUAAUUGCUCACUGUCCAAACCUGUUGAAGUUGAAGAUGCAGAUUGCACUCCUGUUAAAAGGAGUUUUGUGGAACCAGCUGAUGAAAGCGAUGGAUCCAAUUCAAGAAUUCUGAAAAGCAUAAAGAUUGAGAAGGAAUGAUGGACUGGCUUCAUCAAUUUCACUGUUAUUUUGUUUUAUGCUUAGUUUUUUUAUUGAAAUGGAAGGCACCUUUCAUGGCCUAGACUUUUUUUAUUCUGGAUUUUGGGGUCAUGUGUUUCGACCAAAUUUGAGUUUUUGGGAUUUGUUUAUGUUUAUUUAUGCUACUCUCCUAUGAUUUGUUUGGAUUAAUUUCAGUUUGGGUAAUGCA